Malaya genurostris is the source of this 4251-nucleotide messenger RNA. RefSeq names its product protein timeless homolog (gene timeout). The record is from RefSeq and is a predicted model, not a curated record. Gene Ontology annotation, molecular function: DNA binding. Bases 73 to 4170 code for a protein of 1365 amino acids. Gene Ontology annotation, cellular component: replication fork protection complex. NCBI's taxonomy places the organism in Eukaryota, Metazoa, Arthropoda, Insecta, Diptera, Culicidae. Gene Ontology annotation, biological process: replication fork arrest; DNA replication checkpoint signaling; DNA repair. The transcript is spliced from 15 exons.
UUCGUUUGUUUAUACUCGUAUAUCGCAAAAUAAUCCGAAUUUAAUUCAGAAUACUGGAAAUUGGAAUAAAUUAUGUCGAUUCUACUUGCUGAUAUUGAUGCAACAUGUUCAUCACUCGGUUGGGACGAUGGUUGCAAAUAUCAUAUGGAAGCAGACGCAAUCCAAGGACUAAAACAUCUUAUUUGGAUACUGAAACGAGAUGGAGAAGAUCACGAGUACCGUAGAUACGUUGGUCAAAAGAAAGUCAUGCAGACCGAUCUGAUUCCGAUGAUGGGUAACUUUGAUAACGCAGAUGUGUCUGAUGUACUACUGCGAUUGAUCGUAAACUUGACCUACCCACCUUUGCUGCUGUACCAUGGAAACUAUCCGAAAGAUGCUGUAGGAAGACGUAAUUUUCUGCAUUUGAUCGAAAUUUGCCAAGGUUAUAAGGAAGCAUUUGCCGUUCAGCAGGCUUGGACAGCACUGAGCGAUCGGCUGCAGAAAGUUUUGCAAGUGGAUUGGACAGAACGUGUUGAAGAUCAGGAGUUGAUAAUAGAACGUAUCCUCACGCUCACUCGAAAUGUACUACAAGUUCCAUCUAACAUCGAUUUGGAGAAACGAUUUGAUAAUGAUGCCAGUUUGCAUGACCAGGUUUUAUGGGCAUUGCAUCAAACUGGAUUACUUGAUUUAAUUUUGUAUAUUCUUGGAUCGGAACACGAACAUCAAUAUCACCUCCAUGCAUUAGAAAUCAUAUGUUUGAUUUAUAGAGAACAAUCUGCUUGCAGUUUGGCUGACGCUUCUUUACAGCGUAGCGCAGCUGAAAAACAUCGUGAUGAGCAAGAACUGUUAAUGGCCAGAAAACGUGAAAAGGCAAAAUAUCAGAUUCGUAUCCCUACGGUGCGACAUUCGCGCUUCGGGGGUACUUACGUGGUAGAAAAUAUGAAAUCAGUUUCGGAUAAUGAUUUGAUUUGUCACCAGCCGCUACAAAAAGCAUUGAAAAUGGAGUUCGAUUCGGACAAGAUUCGAGUGAAGAAGUCAUUCCGGCAUGUACAGGAAACUGGUUCGGUGGAGCGAAAGAGCGCUUUUUCAGUACGAUUGUUUUUACGUGAAUAUUGUAUAGAGAUUUUGCGCUCAUCAUACAACAAUUUAGUAAGACAAGUUCGAAGAAUUCUAGAGCGAACGGCUGGUCAUGAAGCAGGUGGUGGUCACGAUGACUCGUAUCUGUUGUGGGCCAUUCGCUUUUUCAUGGAGUUCAACAGGUCACAUUGCUUCAAACUCGAGUUAGUCAGCGAAUCACUGAGUGUGCAGUGCUUUCACUGGAUUAUAACACGCAUAGAACACUAUGUCGAUAUGAUGGGAUCGGACAAAACUCGUGCCCGCCUUUGGGCCCGGCGUCUGCACGUUGCAGUACAGGCAUAUCGUGAGAUGCUACAAAGUUUGCAAGCAUUGCAAAAGCUGCAAGACGAGAAAGCAAAAGAUUUAUUCCUGAUGCUUCAGAAUAACGUUUUCUACGUGUUGGAAUAUCGUGAGGUUAUUCUGCAUUUACUGAUAAGCUACAAUGAAGCCAAUAGUACUCGAGCUUACCUACGUGAUGUAAUCGAGACAGCUCACAUGUUCUUCAAAAUGCUGGAAAAGUAUUGUCAAGGGACCGUGCGUGUCCAGAGUAAGAAACGCGCCAAGGCAAAAAGAAGCAGAGCUCCUGGGAAACCAAAGGAACCGGAGUUUACUAUGGAAGAUUUGGAGGAACUGUGGCUAACAAUGGCCGGCGAGGUUUCGACAUGUCUAGCUAAUCAGAUUACUUUACCUGAAGAAGAUCACCCGAUUCCAUUCGAUGCUGCCUCGGAUACUCCUAUCGACAAUCAAAAAGGAGACUGUAUGAUAAGAAUUCAUUCACUGCUUCGGGACGGGAAGUACGAGCAUGCAAUUAUUUUAAUGCGAGCUGGAAGGGAAGUGUGGCCGGAAGAUGAUUGUUUCGGAUCGGCCCUAUCCGCACCAGAAGAUGAGUUAAUGCUUCUGAAGGAGAUUUUCUUAGCCAAUCUUCCGCAGGUGGCAGAAAAAGAGAAACACCCACUAUUGGAUUUCAUUGAAGGAAAUGACAACGCCGGCAACGAUUACGAAGAGGAUGAUGAAGACGAAGAAGAAGAAACCCGAAUGACAGAAACCGACUUCCAGUUUGACGAUUUCGCAAAAAGAUUGGUUAACCCAAAAGUGGUUCGGGCUUGUACGCUAGCACUGACGGACUGGGAGCAAAUUCCAACACCAUCGCUAAAAGCUGCUGUCACGAUCCUUCACAGAAUAGCCGUAGGAUGCAAAAUGCCAGCAAUGCUGUUUCAAGCGUCGCUGUUUCGCAUUUUCCAGCGAGUGUUCCACGCUCCGAAGGAUACUCAUCAGGUCGAACUGCGGCGACUAGGCGUUUAUAUCGUUCGACAGUUUACCACCCUCGCUCCCAAUAAUCCGAAAAUCUACGCUGAGCUACUGUUCUACAAAUCGAUUAAGGAAGCGAACGGUAUCGAAAUGGGAUACGAGGAUAUCUACGGCAACAGCGUGGGCACCGGUGGUAGCGUCAAGGGCGCCUGGAACGAAGCACAGGAAGAAGAACUCAGACGACUGUACACGGAGAACCAAGAGAAUCCGGCUACCGACCAAGAUGUUAUCGAUUGGAUACAAGAUAAUUUAAUCGAUAAAACUCGAACGCGUCGUGCAAUCAUCAAAAAGCUGAAAGAGUUAGGUUUGAUAUUCAAAGCACCAACAAAAAAGAGCAAUGCAGCCGCAGUCAACAAAAAUCUUUGGAGCCAGGAACAAGAUGAUAAGUUGAGAGAAUUAUAUGAGAAUCACCGACAAAAUGAACAUGUGCUCUCUGUCAUAACUGGAGAGUUCGAUGGAGUGCGAUCCAAACAAGCCAUAGUUAAACGUAUGAUAACCAUUGGAUUAAUUGCUGAUAAAUCCGAAGUAAAGCCACCGAGAAAGUCUGGGACGAGAAAGACUAAUAAAAGUGGUGUUAGAUCCAGUGAUGAUGAAUCAAUGUCGGAAUCAGAUAACGAAACCAAUGAGGAUGUUGAAAAAAUUCCUACACACAAUACGAAAGCAUUGCAGUCAAAUCGCAAAGCGACGAAGAAACAGAAACGUGUUCCAGCAAAAGUUUCUUUUUGUACUAAGCGUCUACGCACAAUAUUGAUAGAGCUGGAAGAAUCUAUGAAAGAAGCCGUUGAGUGGUUAGCAGAAUCUUUUUCCGAAGCCUGUGAGGACUAUGAUGAUGCUGCUGAGGAUCCCGACGAUGGUGUACCGCUUGUUCCUAUCAUGCAAUCGCAGAAAGAAGCGCUGGAAAAUGCCCUAUUCAAAGAUUUGUUAAAACAGUUGGGUGUUACGGAACCGUUGGAUAACGAAGCGUACUGGCGCAUUCCCGUUACGAUGAAUCUGUCCGAGCUUCAAUUGCGCGUGAAACUGCUCAACGGUGACUAUCGCCAGGAAGAGGAAGAGGAACAGCAAGACGAACCACUAGCUAUAGAAAAUGUCGAAUAUCCUGCUGAAGAUGACGAGGAAGAGGAGCUAUCUGAAGAUAUUUUCAGUGCGUGGAGAAACAAGACUAACGUACUGUACAGCAAAAGCGAUGACGAGAGCGAAAUACGUGAGCCACUUAAGCAAAAAUCCAGAAAAAAGUCCAACCAAAAAUCAAAUGAACGGAAGAAGGGUAACACAAAAAAUAUAAAAAAGAGUAACGAUAACAAAUUCAAACGGAAUGACUUAGCACUGGAAGGGGCUACUGAUGAAGGGGACGGUGAAAUCGUUGCCGAGUUAGAUGACGAAGAAAAGGAAAAUCUGGAAGAUAUUCCUAGUCAUCGUUCGUUGCUAAUUUCGGACGAGGAAAAUGAUAACGAUGCUGACGCAACUGCCACUACAUUCGAUACAAAUGUCAAAAGAGCAAAAUCGAAAACUAAACUGCGAAGAAUCCGAAAGACUUCCGAUUCCGAACCGGAAUCAGAUAGUGAACAGGUGCGACUGGUUGUCUCCGAUGACGAUGAUGAUGAUGAUAGCGGGGAGCGAAUUUAUGAUGGAGGCACAGGAAUUGCAGCAAUAACCGCAAAACGUGGCCGAUCUGAAAAUUCAGACUUGUCUGAUGAAAAUGACGCUUUACAAAUGAAAGCUAAACACCGUCGUCGCGCUGUUAUCAGCGAUAAUGAAGAUGAUGAUUAAAACCCCACAAAAGGCAUACACACGUGUUUAUACUCCAUUUAAAUAUUUUAUGAAUAAAUUAAAAUCUUCCUAAAUCGACAA